Molecule: messenger RNA, 1185 nt
Organism: Epinephelus fuscoguttatus (brown-marbled grouper)
Lineage: Eukaryota; Metazoa; Chordata; Actinopteri; Perciformes; Serranidae
Gene: gnrhr4
Product: gonadotropin releasing hormone receptor 4
Exons: 3
Coding region: 1-1185 (394 amino acids)
Biological process (GO): G protein-coupled receptor signaling pathway
Cellular component (GO): membrane
Molecular function (GO): gonadotropin-releasing hormone receptor activity; peptide binding
Source: RefSeq, a predicted model, not a curated record
AUGUUCCACCAGCUGACGGAUCAAACUGUGAAUGGCAGCUGCCAGGCACCCACCUCGGCGUGCAAUAAGAGCGCCGAUGGAGACGCGCUCCAGCUGCCCACUUUCUCCACCGCUGCCAAAGUGAGAGUCAUCAUCACCUUCACUCUGUGCGCGGUGUCAGCUGUGUGCAACUUGGUCGUGUUAUGGGCUGCCAGCAACGGCGGCAAGCGCAAGUCGCACGUCAGGAUCCUUAUAAUGAACCUGACCGUGGCGGACCUGCUGGUGACUUUUAUCGUUAUGCCCGUGGACGCGGUGUGGAACAUCACGGUGCAGUGGCAGGCGGGAGAUGUCGCCUGCAGGGUGCUGAUGUUCAUGAAACUGGUGGCGAUGUACUCUUGCGCUUUUGUAACUGUGGUCAUUAGCUUGGAUAGAAAGUCUGCCAUCCUCAAUCCACUGGGCAUCAGCGAGGCCAAAAGGAAAAGCAAAAUCAUGCUGACUGUGGCCUGGACCAUGAGUGUAUUCCUCUCGCUCCCUCAGAUGUUCAUAUUUCACAAUGUGACCAUCACAGUCCCGGAGAACUUCACCCAAUGCACCACCCACGGCAGCUUCGUCCAGCGCUGGCAGGAGACCGUCUACAACAUGUUCACCUUCGUGUGCCUCUUCCUCCUGCCUUUGGCCAUCAUGAUCUUCUGUUACACACGAAUCUUUAUUGAGAUAUCCAGCCGCAUGGCCCGGGGUAACUUGGUGUCAAGAGAUGUUCAUCUCCGCCGCUCCCACAACAACAUCCCUAAAGCUCGAAUGAGGACUCUUAAAAUGAGCAUUGUCAUCGUGACGUCAUUCAUCGUCUGCUGGACCCCGUACUACCUGCUGGGCCUGUGGUACUGGUUAUUUCCGGAAAAAAUGGAGGAGACUGUCUCUCAUUCACUGACUCACAUGCUGUUUAUUUUUGGCCUCUUCAAUGCCUGCCUGGACCCCAUCACUUAUGGUCUGUUCACUAUUCAUCUUCACCAGGGUCUUAAGAGAUGUUGUCCAACUUCAAACACACGGACUGAAAUAGAAAAUAACACUUGUGUUGUACACAUGACUCGCUUGUCGUCUCAAAGGCAAAUUGUCUUGAGUGGCCACAAUACAGACAUAGAGGAGGAAAAGGACAACAACAGCAUGAGAAGUGGCUCAAGGCCAAUCAUACCAGUAAGUAAGAUAUAA